Molecule: messenger RNA, 444 nt
Organism: Lasiodiplodia theobromae
Lineage: Eukaryota; Fungi; Ascomycota; Dothideomycetes; Botryosphaeriales; Botryosphaeriaceae
Product: Myosin regulatory light chain cdc4
Exons: 3
Coding region: 1-444 (147 amino acids)
Biological process (GO): mitotic actomyosin contractile ring assembly
Cellular component (GO): myosin II complex
Molecular function (GO): calcium ion binding
Source: RefSeq, a predicted model, not a curated record
AUGGCGUACGACAACUCACAAGCGCAGGCCUCUACCAACUACAAGGAAGCCUUCCAGCUCUUCGACAAGCGCGGCAACGGCCGCGUCAGCGUCGACUCGCUCGGAGACCUGCUGCGUGCCUGCGGCCAGAACCCCACAAUAUCGGAGAUCAAGGACCUCGAGAAGCAGGCCGGUGGUGACUUCGAUUUCGAGACCUUCUCCAAGAUCUUGAACCGCCCCGGCGGCUUCCGCGACCCCGGCGACAUCGACGAAUAUUGCCGCGGCUUCGAAGUGUUCGACCAAAAUCGCACCGGAUUUAUCGGUGUUGGCCAGCUGCGCUACAUUCUCACGAAUCUGGGCGAGAAGAUGAGCGACGACGAGGUGGAUGAGCUCCUCAAGGCCGUCGACACCAGCUCCGGCGAGAUCGCAUACAGGGAUCUGGUCUCGACCAUCCUGGCCAACUAA